Molecule: messenger RNA, 662 nt
Organism: Cylicocyclus nassatus
Lineage: Eukaryota; Metazoa; Nematoda; Chromadorea; Rhabditida; Strongylidae
Source: the annotation of a GenBank genome assembly
AUGAGAAGCAGAUGGAUCACAAAAGCGACGAUAAAGCGUUUUAAGCCUUACUGGAAAGUAUUCAUAGUCAUAGCUGUGCUCACAGUCUUCUUAGCAGCUGUUAUUGUAAUUGAGAACAUAUUCUUUCUGUCAACAGCACUCAAUCAGAACCCCCUGCUGUUAUUUCUACCCUACCCUCUAUCGUGGAUACUCAUCGUAGCAGCUUGCAUAUUUGGACGUUUAGCCUUCGUUCUUCACGCGACAGACUCCAAAAACGGUGCUGUGCAUCAUAUUUCACCCAGCUUAUGGUCAGGAGAUAGCCGACCAUCAACAGCCAAUUCGGUGUUCUAUUCAACACAAUCGCUAACUCAUGAACCAUUGAGUGUAUCCUACAACUCGCAAGUCUUUCUACCUCAUGGCACAAAUUAUGCACCUCAAUCGCCGUUUUCCAUCGAAGAAGCAGUUUCCAGAAAGCACUAACUGGCAGACCCGGCUUCGCCCUGCCCUGUGAAUAAUAUAUUCGUAAUCAGCAUUCUCAUCUACUCCCCUGUGCCAACUUCCAGCCCCGUAGCUCAAACUUUUUGAAAAAUCAAUAAAAUCGAUAUAGAGGAGUUAUGACACCCGCCCCGCCCCAAAGUGUAUGUGUGUAAAGUUUGGUCCGGAUCGGUUCAGAAAUAAAAAUU